Monosiga brevicollis MX1 is the source of this 6600-nucleotide messenger RNA. RefSeq lists its product as uncharacterized. Lineage: Eukaryota; Choanoflagellata; Craspedida; Salpingoecidae. The coding region runs from base 1 to 6600 and encodes 2199 amino acids. Gene Ontology annotation, molecular function: phosphotyrosine residue binding. The transcript has 18 exons. The record is from RefSeq and is a predicted model, not a curated record.
AUGAUAAGCAAGUGUGAUAAAGUACAACAUAGUGGCUUGUGCCAUUUUGUCAUCAAGCGAAAAGCAACACACAAACGAAAGAACCAAAGAAAGAACAAAAAGAAAGAACAAAAGAAAGAACAAAAGAAAGAACAAAAGAAAGAACAAAAGAAAGAACAAAAGAACAACAAGAACAAAAGAAAGAACAACAAGAACAAAAGAAAGAACAACAAGAACAAAAGAAAGAACAACAAGAACAAAAGAAAGAACAAAAGAAAGAACAAAAGAAAGAACAAAAGAAAGAACAACACCUCCAAAAGCCGUCAAGCCGGCAAAAGGUUGAAUGCAAACACGGCACGCGCCGUGCCUCUGGACGAUGCCGUUACAACGACACUGGAUGCUUCUCCAAAUGAGGCCAAUCCCAUCCGCAUGGUCGACCCCAUGCUUCAGAUCGAUACCGUGGUUGUUCCCACUUUGCCCGAAUAUGCCGACUGGCCGCUUUUGCACAGGCAGCUUGAUCAGACGAUGGAUCAGCUCCUUGAGACUGGCGUCGUCUCCUUACGCGAUAGCACCGGCGAGAUCGUCGUCUUGGAUUCAAUUGAUGGAGCCGUCGAGGGCACAACCGUGGACAGUCUUCUCGCAGCUGGCUACUCGCUUGUGAUCAAACCUGAGCAUGAGCCCUCCUUGUCCUCGUCCAUGCACGCAUUUACCGUCAGCAACGUUAUUUCUCAGCAGAUCCAAGCGCAUCUGGGUGUGGUCAUGUCGGAACACUUUUACAUCUCCCCGCCCAGCCAGCGGGCCCUGAGCCCGCAUACUGAUGGUGGCGAUGUCUUUGUGCACCAGUGGGCUGGCAGCAAGCUUUGGACCCUCUGCGUGCCCAAAGCGCCCGAUUGCCAGGAUUGCACGUUCGCAGAUUUGGCUCUCCGCGCCGAACUGGCCAAGUCGGCCUUCCAAGGCUGCACCGCCUAUACGGACGAACAACUUGCCGGAAUGGAAUGCCGCACCUUGGAUCUGCAAGAAAAUGAGCUGCUUUACGUUCCGCGCGGUGUCGUCCACUAUGCCCGAGCCAACUCGACCGGCCUGAGCGCCCACGCCACCUACCAAGUGGUGCCGCCCUCUGCCACCUGGAUCGACAUGGUGGUCGAUGAAUGUAGCCUCGCAGCAACCACGCGGGCUUGCAACGAGUUGAAGAAUCAGCUUCUCCAAGCCGACCUGGGUUUUCGGUGGCUCAACUUUCGCUUUAAAGACGUCCACGUGGCGCCCGUUCUGCCCAACAAACUCAACGCCUCGGAAUAUACGCUUCCCUCCACUCGCCUCGCCUCGCUCAUUACCCGCCCGGCCUCCAAUGACGAAUCAGUCACGCGCACGCGCCGUUCCUCGGAUCGAGGCUACAGCGGCAGAGGUUGUGGCUCAUGCAACCAACGUUGCGACGACAGCUGUGAUGGGAGCUGCGAUUGGGUUGUGGGCAGCUGCGAUGAUAGCUGCGAUAGCAGUUGCGCUUGUAACUCUGGGCUGGACACUGUCAACGAUGUGUGCAGUACUUGCGGCAAGGGCACCUACCACGAUAUGGUUCGCUGUUUGAGCUGCGGUGCUGGUACCUACCAGGACAGUGCCAGCCAUCUUUCUACCUCAUGCAAACCAAAGAGCCGCUGUCCUGCUGGUACUUACGACGCCAACGGUGGCAGCUCGUCUUCAAACACAAACUGCCUUGCUUGCCCGGCGGGCUCCUACCAAGAUGCGACCAACCACCUGGAGACUUCUUGCAAGACCAAGACCAACACGUGCCCUGUUGGCCACUACGCCUCAAACGGUGGCAGCACUACAAGUGAUCGCAUCUGCGCCGUGUGUCCCGACGGUACUUGGAUGAAUAUCAAUGGUAACUCAGCCCAGCAGUGCUAUCAGAAAUCUGUGCCAUGCUCACCUGGCCAAGAGGUUUCAAACAAGGGUGACAAGACGGCCGACAACAUUUGCGCCGCCUGCAGCUCAAAUUCAUAUCAACCCAGCCAGGGCUUGGCUGUACAGUGUACACGGAAGACUAACACUUGCAAAGCCGGCGAAUAUGUGACCAAUCCAGAUUCCCUGACCUCGGAUUACUCCUGUGGUAUCUGCGCUGCCGCGUGUGCGGCCGGCAAUUACCAAGCCAGUGCAGGGCAAACCUCUUGUUUGCCCUGCCCAGUUGACUCGUAUUCUGAUACCUCCGCAGCUACCUCGUGCAAACCUUGCGAUCUCAGCCAUGGCGCUUAUCAGGAUCAAACCGGUCAAACUUCAUGUGACGGCUGUGGAGUUGGUUCGCGUCUGGAUUUGACGACGUCAAGUUGCAUCCCCUGUGCUGCUGGCAAAUAUCAAGGCCAGCCCUACAGUACUGUCUGCAUCGAUUGUGCAGCGGGCAAGUAUAGCCUUGCGAGCGCGUCAGUGUGCUCGGCUUGCCCAGCUGGCACCUACUCGGAGCUGGCUCAAGCCUCGGCGUGUACACAGUGUCCCGCGGGCAAGUUCUCUGCCAGUGAGAAUUCAAUCUCGUGUGCCCGCUGCUCUGCUGGCACUUACCAAGCACAGGCUGGCCAAUCCGACUGCCAGACCUGCCAAGCUGGCUAUACUGUCAAUCCCGAUUUUACUCAAUGCACUGAUGUCACGCCGCCCGAGUUGACGUUGGCCCCCAACGCCAUCGUCCGGUUCGAAGCUCUGACCAAUACUUUUGUCUAUCCUACGGUGACAGCCACGGAUACGAGUGGCGAAAGAAUUGUCGUGACGCACACCAACAAUGUUCAGCCAGACGAAGUCGGCACUUAUGAUGUGACCUAUUCUGGCGAGGACAGUGCCAAGAACAAGGGUGUCUUGGUUGUUCAGGUGAUCAUCUUUGCGGCCCGAAAACCGGUCAUCGUGCUUCUUGGCCCGGUGGUCAUGACGCUCGAAGUGCACACUCGUUUCAACGACCCCAUGGGCUAUGUGAUCGAUGAGGGCGAACCCAACAACCUCAACAACACCCUAGCUAGUAACACAAGCGCUCUGGACAUUGACACCCUCGGUACUUACUAUGUCGUAUAUUCCAUGCACACGCCCGACUCCCAAGGCCUGACCGCCUCGCCUGUGCGGCGCACCGUCCAUGUCGUCGACACGACGCCUCCCGUGAUCUCGUUGACGCAGGGUGUCAACGUGACCGUUGAGGCGGGUUCCACCUGGUCCGAGCCUGGGUUUAGCAUUCGGGAUAACUACGAUACCAUGGCCAUCGGCGACGUGACGGUGGAGCCUGUCGCGCUUAAUCUCAAGGUGCCCAACGGCACGGUCCUCACCGUCGACUACAUGGCUACCGAUCGCAGCGGCAACGCCGUUUCCAUCACACGCUAUGUUCUUGUGCUGGAUCGCCUCGCACCCACCAUCACCCUGCUCAACGCCACCCGGCUGACUGCCGAGGCGGGUGACUUGUACUUUGAGUUCGAUGCGGUGGCCGAGGAUCAGUUGGAUGAUGAUGUUGACCUGAGCAUCACCUACCCAGAUGGCGUCACCGUUGGUGGUGAAUUGCAGCCUCCGUCUUUGCCCUUUGAUUACAGCAUUGUUUACACUGCCCGAGAUGAUGUUGGGAACACGGCUCAUGCCACUCGCACCCUGACCGUGGUGGACACCAAGGCUCCCAGCCUUGAAGCCAUCACCUCGGAGGUACACCUCGAGGCCGGUGCCGCCUAUGCCAUCAAUGCUUCGUGGUAUUCCGUGCGCGACAACUACAAGGCCACGCCCACCAUCUCCACCAACGUGUCGGCGCUGCCGCGCACCCACGUGAUGACGCCCUAUCGUGCCAACGUGCAAAUCACUGCCACCGAUUCGCAAGGCAAUCGAAACGCCACCUCGCUGCGAGUGCUCUUGGUGGAUACUACCGCCCCCAUGUUGACUUUGAUCACCUCCAACGUCACCUCGGGCACUGAUUUUAAAAUUAGCGACCUCGUGACUGCCUACGACAGCAAUGAUGGGGUGUUGGACAGCGUUGUGGAUAUGAACACCCACGGUACGAACGUGCUUGAUCUACCCUCAACCCCAACCUGCCCCGUCGAUCGAAUCCGUUCCGCUGCGUCCAACGCCUAUCAGCAGGCGCGCGCGGAGCGCAUUCGCAGCACCAACACUCAGGUCGUAGGUGAUGCGCCGGCCGGCAGCACCUACACUGUCGACUUUAUUGUCACCGAUGCGGCUGGCAACUCUGACUCCCUGCGCGGCGUGGUACUUACACUGCGCGAUGAUACAGCGCCUGUCAUUGCCACCUCGGGCACGCCCACCGACCAGAUUGAAUACACGCGCGCAGCCAACCAGCUCGAGCUGCCUCUCACUGCAUCUGACAACCUCGAUGGCGAUAUCUCUUCUUGGGUUUGUCUGAGCGUGGCACGUUAUGCUCCGCGCACGGCCGAGAGGACCCCAAAUGUCUCGCGAACCGGAUUGCUCGAGCCAGUGAGCCACAACUUCAACGACUUUGCUGAGGCGGGUCGCCCUUGGGGUGCCUCGGGCGGACGCCCCUUGCUUCUUCUUGACGAGCCUGUGGGAACGCUCUAUGUUGUCAAUGCGAGUGUUAUGGACGGAGCGGGCAACACGGCGACACGCACCUUCCGCUACCUCAUCGUGGAUACGACUCCCCCUGUCCUCACACUCACAUACCCCGGCAGCUACCAUGUGCCCUACGACACCACCUUUAUUGAUCCAGGGUUCACCGUGUUUGAUGAGUCAGACGACUUGUCAGAGCACGUGCUCGUGUUGAAUGCAGACCGUGUGAAUCCGCGAUUCCCUGGCACAUACGUAGUUCAAUACCGCACCAACGAUCGGUAUGGCAACCCGGCAGAGGCAGCGCGCUCCGUGAUUGUGGACAACUUUACACUCCCAGCCGAUGAUGCCAUCGUCACCAUCGAGUAUGCGGCGAGCAUCAGCCUAGCACCUUUUGCGCGUGCCUUUGAGGAGCAGCUUCGUGGUGCGCUGGGCUAUCCAUACAUCUUUGUUGUCGGUCGCCAUGCCGGUGCCGACACAACUGAGGAUCGAUUCAACACGCUUCCCGGCUCGGCGUCUAGCAGCAGCUCCCGCCGUCGCUCCCUGCAGGCUGCCACGAACACUUCGUUCGAGCUGUGCAUGCGCUCCACGACCACCCUUGCUUGGGUGCCAGCUGAGACACUGGCUGGAAUUAUUCGAGCCUGGAACAACCCCAAUGUGACCGUGACCUCGAUUCCUCUGCCCCCAGACCCCAACAACGCUGCCAGUGCCUCCACGGGCAACAAGAGUGGUGCUGACGCAGGGCUGAUUGGCGCCAUCGCAGGAGCUGCCGUGGGAUUGGUUCUGGUGAUCGUCUUGGUGCUGGUGGUGCUCCGACGCCGAAACAGCUCUGCUUCCAAGCAGCUCGCCGCGCCGUCAUUCCAAGCCAACAGCCACAGCAUGGCCAAUCCUUUGUUUGACCAGGACGUGUCUGGCUCGGUCCAAGCUUCAACCUAUAACCAUCUUGCGCUUGACGGCGAGUACCAGGAUGUGAACCCCGAUGAUCCGGGCUAUGACGAUUUUGAGGAUCGUCCCGGUUUCGGCUCGGGCCCUGACGAGGAUGACAUCGAUGGCGAUGGCGGCUACUUUUACACGGAUGUAGAGGGUGCAGCACCGGAUGCCGGCACUGAACGCGCGCACGCCACCUUUGUGAAUGAGGCGUACAUGAGCGUCGACGAUGACUUUAAUGACAGUAACGAGUAUCACGAGGCCGUGCCUCGGGCCACGAUGCCGGACGACACCUAUGGCGUCGAAGGAGAUUACGCGUUGGCUGUUCCGUCGGGUGGGGCGACGGAGACCACGUAUGGUCUCAAGCUGGGCAACGGUGCCUAUGGGGCGGAUAACGCUUAUGACCAGCCCACUUUCAUGGCCAGUACAUCAGCUGAGUAUGACGUUCCCAUGUCUGCCGACGAUAGCCAAGCGCUGGCCAAGGGUUAUGCAGUCCCUUCAGUGCGAGAUGGUCCGGCUUCGACCUCACACUACGAUGUGCCUUUGUCCUCCAUUACCGAACCUGCUCAGUAUGCCGCGACCGAGUUGGAGACCUUGCCUGUGGGCAGCUAUAUUUUGCGCUACUCGGACAACACCAAGCAGUUGGUGCUGAGCGUGCGCUCGCGUUCGCGCGUGCAGCAUCACGUUCUCAGCAUCAACGCCCAAGACGAGGUGCUUUUCAAUGAGAAGGUGAUGCCGGGCGCGCGCGAUCUUGCGUCGGCCAUGCACAUUCUGAGCUCUCCAGAGCUUUAUCAAGAUUUUCUGAGCGUCCCUCUCUGGACAGCUGAUGCAGCAGACACGGCCGAGGGGCCGGCGGCGGGGCUCGACGGCGAGCCCUACUUUCACGGACAGAUUGAUCGCUCAGAAGCCGAAAAGCGCCUCUUGGCCAAUGGGUCGGAUAACGCCUUUCUGGUGCGCGCUCGAUCGGCCGGCUCCUACGCCUUAUCCAUCCUGAGCCUGAAGAGUAAAGAUGCCAAGUGCCACCACCAUCUUCUUGAAGUCAACGAGGAGGGUUUGGUGACGCUUAACAACGACCUUCUUUCUCCGCCCUGCACAUCGAUUGUGGGUGCAGUGGAGCUGCUCCGUCGCGUCCCGCCCGAGAACAUCGAUCAACCGCAGGUGCCAGUCGCCCGCACUUAG